Messenger RNA from Funneliformis caledonium, 186 nucleotides. NCBI's taxonomy places the organism in Eukaryota, Fungi, Glomeromycota, Glomeromycetes, Glomerales, Glomeraceae. The record is from the annotation of a GenBank genome assembly.
AUGGAUCGCGAGAAUAACCUAGCAUUUUCUUCGGAAACUGACAAUCAAGAACAAUUAUAUCUAAUACAGAGAAUUUCGGAGAAAGGAAAAGGCGAUAUUGUUAUAAUAAAUAUGAUUCACCUUAUGAUAAAUUCUAUAUUGAUUGAAGUAACUUCACAAGUUAAAGAAGCAUAUUCGGCUUCUUAA